CCUUCAGUUCCCGCCGUUCGCGUCCUACCAAACUGCACUUCCUUAAUGUUUACUAAAUUUCAUACGUACAUUCUUACCAGUUGAUAAUGGGCUUCUAAUGAAGUAAGGUCACACGAACCGCUUACAUUUCUAUACGAGUAAUAAUAAAACAGUACUUACUGAUACGCCUUUUGUUAGACUUUGAAAUACCAACACGGAGUAUUUUGCUAAUUUCGCAAGAUUGUUUUACCUCGGCUAAACCGAGUUGAGCUACGGUGACUAAAACCUCUAUUUUCGAAAAUUCCCAAAACGUUGUAACUACACAACAUUCACAAUGAAAGUCUCAGAGGAUCAAGUUGUUGAAGAUGAUGCUACAUUUCAGGAUGAUGAGGAUUCCUUUUUCCAAGACAUUGACCUUCUGCAAAAAUAUGGCAUUAAUAUGGCAGACAUAAAAAAGAUGAAGACUGUGGGGAUCUGCACUGUGAAGGGAAUCCAAAUGACCACUCGCAAGGCUUUGUGCAACAUUAAGGGAUUGUCAGAAGCAAAAGUGGAAAAAAUCAAGGAGGCUGCUGGGAAGAUGCUUAAUGUUGGUUUCCAGACUGCCUUUGAGUACAGUGCCAAGAGGAAGCAAGUUUUUCACAUCACAACCGGGAGUCAGGAGUUUGACAGUAAACUGUUGGGUGGAGGAAUAGAGAGUAUGGCUAUCACAGAAGCCUUUGGUGAGUUCCGUACAGGAAAAACACAGCUCUCCCACACACUUUGUGUCACCACUCAGCUGCCAGGAGAAGAUGGCUACUCAGGCGGGAAGGUCAUCUUUAUCGAUACAGAGAACACCUUUCGCCCAGACAGACUGAGAGACAUUGCUGAAAGGUUUAAUUUGGACCAUGAUGCCGUCCUUGACAAUGUUCUUUAUGCCCGGGCCUACACUAGUGAACAUCAGAUGGAGCUAUUGGAUUUUGUAGCAGCCAAGUUCCAUGAGGAAGGAGGGGUCUUCAAGCUUCUGAUUAUUGACUCCAUCAUGGCCCUGUUCAGAGUUGAUUUUUCAGGCCGAGGUGAGUUGGCUGAGAGGCAGCAGAAACUGGCCCAGAUGCUGUCCAGACUGCAGAAGAUCUCUGAAGAAUACAAUGUUGCUGUGUUUGUGACCAACCAAAUGACUGCUGAUCCUGGUGCAGGGAUGACAUUCCAAGCCGAUCCCAAAAAGCCAAUCGGUGGCCACAUCCUGGCACAUGCUUCCACCACAAGGUUGAGCUUGAGGAAGGGACGCGCUGAGAUGAGAAUUGCCAAAAUAUUUGACAGCCCAGAUAUGCCUGAGAAUGAGGCCACUUUUGCCAUCACAGCUGGAGGAAUUACUGAUGCUAAGGAGUGAAAGAUGAACAAACACGUUAGCACUGUUAGAUGUUCCCUUUCAUUCACAUUACUGUUUUUACUACACUAUUUAUUAGCAUGGUUUUCAUGUUUGUACUCAAAACAAUAUAUAUUAGAGCACUUAGCUUUGCCUUCUUGUAAUUUAGCGUAUUUGUAAGAAUUCUGUUGCAUGCAAUGUACUGUAUAUUCUUUGUAUUGUUAGUACCAUGCUAUCUUGUUCGCGAUUUGACAAAGUAGA
Molecule: messenger RNA, 1582 nt
Organism: Syngnathoides biaculeatus (alligator pipefish)
Lineage: Eukaryota; Metazoa; Chordata; Actinopteri; Syngnathiformes; Syngnathidae
Gene: dmc1
Product: DNA meiotic recombinase 1
Exons: 13
Coding region: 314-1345 (343 amino acids)
Biological process (GO): DNA recombinase assembly; mitotic recombination; DNA strand invasion
Cellular component (GO): nucleus; condensed nuclear chromosome
Molecular function (GO): double-stranded DNA binding; ATP-dependent DNA damage sensor activity; ATP hydrolysis activity
Source: RefSeq, a predicted model, not a curated record